AUGGAAGAGCAAGACUUAAACCAAGAAAUCAAUAAGGUAAUAGAUAGCUAUAACCUACCUAUAAGUAUUGAUUAUAACCACAUUGUCGCACAAAUUGAUAACCUUAUAGAAGCGUUAUUAAGACUGAAUCUAGAUAAUAAAGAGAAAAGCAGCAAUAGCAAAGUCAUUGUUGAAAGGAAAGACAAUAAUGGUGAAACCGACAAGAUGGAUACUUAUCAAUCAACCUGUGUAGAGUUUUCUGAUGAAAAGAUAGAACACAGAGAAGACCAGGAUAUAAUUAGUAAGACACCAAAAGAACAAGAUACUAAUACCAAAGAGCAAGUUAAAGAAACAAAUACUUAUCUAACAUCAACAAAGUAUUCUCAAAAGUUACUCAACCAGCCUACUAUAAAAGACCAUGAUGGAAUGUCUUCGAUGCUUGAUCAAAAGAUGUUCGUAGAUCUUGAUAACCCCUUAAAGGAGAAUAAAGAUAUUAAUAUAAUAUUAAAAUUAAAUAAGAACCAAAUAAUUAAGAAUUGUCUCAAUCCAAAGAGUUUGAUAUUCAUAUUUCUAAAGACCAUAAUAUUAGUAACUCUCAAGAGUGUCCUUGGCUGUAUCCAGCCACUUAGAACCCAAGAAUUGAUAAAUCCUUAUACUGGGCUUCAAUUUCCUGAUGUUUUCAAUAGAACGCCAGAUCUAGACAUAACCAGUAAAGAAUCAAAACAAAGAUCUCAAAUACAUAAUAAAGUCUUUGUCUGCAAUUCAAGUGAUGAGCAAGACAUAAGUAAGAAACAAAUCAAGUGUAAGCCCGAGAGUAAGAGAUUCCAUGACCAUAGUAAAGAUCUAAAAGAUCUUGAAAGGUCUAAAUCUCAGAAAAAUCACAAGAGAAGGCUCAAUGCAUUGAGAAAGUCUAGUAACAACUAUAAAAGCUAA
Dentiscutata erythropus is the source of this 912-nucleotide messenger RNA. NCBI's taxonomy places the organism in Eukaryota, Fungi, Glomeromycota, Glomeromycetes, Diversisporales, Gigasporaceae. The record is from the annotation of a GenBank genome assembly.